CAUGGACAUGGGAACAAGAACUGUCACUGAGAAGCCGUGGUGGACCCUGCCUGAAAACUUUGAUGCUCCAAUGGUGUUCCACAUGGAAGCGGACCAGGAGGAGCUUAUCUUCGGGCACAGUGACACCUACCUUCGCUGCAUCGAGAUGAACAGCCGCACCCUUAUUCAGCUGGAGAGCUGGUUCACAGCUACAGGCCAGACUCGUGUGACUGUAGUGGGACCACACAGGGCCAGGCAGUGGCUGCUGCACAUGUUCUGUUGCAUGGGGAGCCGGGACUCCUAUCGUCAUGCUCGAGGUCUGGAGAUGCUGGAGCGUGUCCGGAGCCAGCCCCUGACCAACAAUGACCUGGUCGUCUCCAUUAGCAUGCCACUGUACACUGGAGACCCGUCUUUGGUUCCCAGGAUAAGUGGAACCAUCUGUCUUAGUGUUCCUCAGCCUUCCCCUUACCAAGUGAUGGGCUGUUGUUCGGGAUUCCACCUCUGAGUUCACUCUAUCCAUAAUUAAGGACUGAUCUCCCUGGGAAGUUUCUGAUGAGAGAAGUCUUGGCUUCACUUUUGGUGAGGAAGACAAGAAAGACACCGAAGAAAGCUUGAAUUUCUGGGUCGAGUCCUGUCUGUCUCAUGCCUUCUAGG
This is a messenger RNA of Cebus imitator (Panamanian white-faced capuchin), 633 nucleotides long. Its product is annotated as KH homology domain-containing protein 1-like. The record is from RefSeq and is a predicted model, not a curated record. The transcript has 3 exons. Lineage: Eukaryota; Metazoa; Chordata; Mammalia; Primates; Cebidae. Gene Ontology annotation, molecular function: RNA binding. The coding region runs from base 2 to 484 and encodes 160 amino acids. Gene Ontology annotation, cellular component: cytoplasm.